UUGUGAAAAUUUUAGAGCAUAAGAUUUGUAAGACGUUACUUGAAAAACGGAACGAAUUUUCUGUGUGGCACAGAAACCAGCACGGAUGUCGUUUUAGAAGACGCUAGUCUCGCUUCCGGUCUCUUUUCCCUCGGCCACAGGGCGACAAUGACGAAGGGAACAUCCUCUUUCGGUAAGCGCAGGAACAAGACGCACACCCUGUGCCGUCGUUGUGGCUCCAAAGCAUACCACCUGCAGAAGUCGUCUUGCGGCAAAUGUGGUUACCCCGAGAAGCGCAAGAGAAAGUACAACUGGAGUGCUAAGGCCAAGAGGAGGAACACCACUGGCACCGGUCGGCUGAGGCACCUCAAGGUUGUGUACCGUCGAUUCAGGAAUGGAUUCCGGGAAGGUACCACCCCCAAGCCUAGACGUGCUGCAGUGGCAGCCUCCAGCUCCUCCUAAAAGACACAUUUUUGUUUAAAUAAAUGUGACCAACACACAAAAA
This is a messenger RNA of Corythoichthys intestinalis (scribbled pipefish), 484 nucleotides long. RefSeq names its product ribosomal protein L37 (gene rpl37). The transcript is spliced from 4 exons. NCBI's taxonomy places the organism in Eukaryota, Metazoa, Chordata, Actinopteri, Syngnathiformes, Syngnathidae. Gene Ontology annotation, molecular function: structural constituent of ribosome; RNA binding. The record is from RefSeq and is a predicted model, not a curated record. Bases 148 to 441 code for a protein of 97 amino acids. Gene Ontology annotation, cellular component: ribosome; cytosolic large ribosomal subunit. Gene Ontology annotation, biological process: translation.